AUGGAAUGUUUAGAGAAAACAUGUAGGGGAAUGGAGGACGUUGCAGCUGAUAGUUACAUUGACACGAAUUUUAUGGAAACGUUCAAUGUGCGCGUCGGCGGGGGAAGGCCUUCCGUAGAUGCUGCGCGCAAUUCGUUGAUUACGUCGCCGUUGCUUCUCGAGGAGCCGAUCCGACUGGCAUCGAUAUUGGAACACUCUCACUAUCACAGGUCGGUUCCAUGCCUGACCAAGAUCGUGGGGACGGUCGGCGGCAACUCCAAGACCGUGGAGCAACUGUCGGCUCUUCUCGAAGCCGGCAUGACAGCCGCACGGUUCGACUUCUCCGUCAACGACCAGGAGAACCACCAGGAGACGUACGAGAACCUGCGGGCUGCCAUGAAGAAAACGCACCGCAUGUGCGCGGUUGUGUACGACACACACGGGCCUGAGAUCACCAUCUUCAACAGCAACCAUGCAACGGUGACGAUGACAGCGGGCAGCACGGUGGUGCUGUCGAGCGACAAGGACCACCCCGUCACUGCCCACGCGCUGCCCCUCGCCUGCCCUCAACUCGCCAAGGCGGUGAAGCCAGGGGACGAGGUGUUUGUGGGGCGCUACCUCUUCACAGGCAGCGAGACCACGUCUGUGUGGCUCAAGGUGGAGGAGGUGAAGGGGGAGGAUAUAGUGUGCACGGUGACCAACACAGCUGAGCUGCAAGGAGACUUCUUCACUGUGCAUGCUGCUCAGGUGGACACGGACAUGCCCAUUCUCUCCAAGGUGGACGAGCGCCACCUGUCCACGUGGGGAGUGAACUGCCUGCCGCACAUCAUCUUCCUCUCCUUCACUCGCAACGCAGAGGACGUCAGAUACGCUCGCAAGUACCUCGCCCAACUGGGCAAACUCUCGCAGGCCUUCAUCUUUGCAAAGAUUGAGAGCAUUCAGGGGCUGAGGAAGAUUGACGAGAUCCUGGCAGAGGCUGACGGGCUGGUGCUGGGCCGAGGAGACCUUGGAAUCGACCUGCCUGCAGAAAAGGUGUUUCUGAUGCAGAAGGUGGCCAUCUACAAGGCCAACAUGGCGGGCAAGCCAUGUGUCAUCUCGCGAGUGGUUGACACCAUGACAGACACGCCCCGCCCCACUCGUGCUGAAGCCACUGACGUCGCCAACGCUGUGCUGGACGGGGUGGAUGCGAUCAUGCUGGGAGCUGAGACGCUCAGAGGGCUGUACCCUACUGAGACAGUUUCAACCGUGCGCCUCAUCUGUGCCGAGGCGGAGAAGGCAUACAACCAGGAGCUCUAUUUCAAGAAGGCGGUCAAGGAAGCCACUGACACCAUGAGCGAGCUCGAAGCCAUGGCCUCGUCCGCGGUGAAAACAGCAGAGAAGGUGCAUGCAGCAGCGAUUGUGGUGUUUACCUCCUCUGGAAGAAUGGCCAGGCUCGUGGCCAAGUACAAGCCAACCAUGCCGGUGCUCACUCUCGUCAUCCCGCGCCUCUACGUUGAUAAGCUCAGAUGGACGGUGCAGGGUGAAUUCCCGGCUCACAUGUGUUGUCUUAUGCGGGCCCUCAUCCCCAUGAUGGCUACACCCAAGACACUGGAGCAAAGCGAUGUAUCCACUAACGAGACAGUUCUCAAGGAGGCCAUUCUUCAGGGCCAGCGCAUAGGAGUGCUGAGGAAGCACGACAGGGUGGUGGUGGUGCAGAAACUGGGUGAUGCUGUCGUGGUUCGAGUCGAAGAGGCGCUUCCUUACUCUAAAUAA
Messenger RNA from Closterium sp. Yama58-4, 1731 nucleotides. Lineage: Eukaryota; Viridiplantae; Streptophyta; Zygnematophyceae; Desmidiales; Closteriaceae. The record is from the annotation of a GenBank genome assembly.